Molecule: messenger RNA, 1256 nt
Organism: Mus pahari (shrew mouse)
Lineage: Eukaryota; Metazoa; Chordata; Mammalia; Rodentia; Muridae
Gene: Capzb
Product: capping actin protein of muscle Z-line subunit beta
Exons: 10
Coding region: 121-954 (277 amino acids)
Biological process (GO): cell morphogenesis; actin cytoskeleton organization; barbed-end actin filament capping
Cellular component (GO): F-actin capping protein complex; cytoplasm
Molecular function (GO): actin filament binding
Source: RefSeq, a predicted model, not a curated record
GAGGGGGGCGCUGACCCGGAUGUUCACUCUUGGGCACCCGGGGAAGUGGAAGCGCAGGGCCCUGCUGCGGGGGGGAGAGCCACAGACGCCGGGACAGGGACCGUCGCCGCCGCCGCCACCAUGAGCGAUCAGCAGCUGGACUGCGCCUUGGACCUGAUGAGGCGCCUGCCUCCACAGCAGAUUGAGAAAAACCUCAGUGAUCUGAUCGACCUGGUCCCCAGUCUGUGUGAAGAUCUCCUGUCUUCUGUUGACCAGCCCCUGAAAAUUGCCAGAGACAAGGUGGUGGGCAAGGAUUACCUUUUGUGUGACUACAACAGAGAUGGGGACUCCUAUAGGUCACCGUGGAGUAACAAGUAUGACCCUCCUUUGGAAGAUGGGGCCAUGCCAUCUGCUCGGCUCAGAAAGCUGGAGGUAGAGGCCAACAAUGCCUUCGACCAAUACCGAGACCUGUAUUUUGAAGGUGGGGUCUCAUCAGUCUACCUCUGGGAUCUUGAUCAUGGCUUUGCUGGAGUGAUCCUCAUAAAGAAGGCUGGAGAUGGAUCCAAGAAGAUCAAAGGCUGCUGGGAUUCCAUCCACGUGGUGGAAGUGCAGGAGAAGUCCAGUGGCCGUACUGCCCAUUACAAGUUGACCUCCACGGUGAUGCUAUGGCUGCAAACCAACAAAUCCGGCUCGGGCACCAUGAACCUGGGAGGCAGCCUAACCAGACAGAUGGAGAAAGACGAGGCUGUGAGUGACUGUUCCCCACACAUAGCCAACAUCGGGCGCCUGGUGGAGGACAUGGAAAACAAAAUCCGAAGCACGCUAAAUGAGAUCUACUUUGGAAAAACAAAGGACAUCGUCAACGGGCUGAGAUCUCUUGAUGCUAUCCCCGACAACCACAAGUUUAAGCAGUUGCAGAGGGAACUUUCUCAAGUGCUGACCCAGCGCCAGGUCUACAUCCAGCCUGAUAAUUGAGCCGACCCAGGUCUGUGCAGACGUUUGCAGACAAAUCAAAGCAAGAAGCGCUUAAGAACGACCUGGUGGAGGCCUUGAAGAGAAAGCAGCAGUGUUGAAGACCUCUGCUUCACGCUAACCGGACACGCCAUGCACUCGUUAGGUUCCUUUCUUUAGAAAACUCGUUUUCUGCUCCCUUUCCCUCUUCCUUUCCCGCCCUGACAGGUCACAUAACAGUUUGCAUCGACCACGCAGCGCCAUCUCUCCCCCAAAAUAAAGUCCGAUAACCACCCUCCUCUGGCUCCAAGGCCUGCUUCCCACGA